AUGUCGGCUGGACAGGGCAGCAAAGACGCCGCGGCGUGCUCGUCAUCGUUGCUACUUCCUAUUGAGAAUAUAUGGCUGCAUAACACGGGAGCUAAAUUGCGUGUGCGCCAGACACCAUGGGAGGGAUUCCAGCGUGCGGAUCUCAUCAAAGCCGAUGACAUGCCGAUGCUGCGUGACGCCGAGCGGGCCGGUCAACAGGGCGACGUGAGUAAUGUUGUUGCCAGGGGUUCCGACUAUGCGCGCCUUUAUAUUCAGCUGCUCACGAAGCUGAGCCGCGCCGACACCAUCCAAUCCGUGGUGCUCCUGAUCGAUGACUUGUUGCAGGCGGCGCCUGAGCAUGUCAUGUGGUUCCUUGAUGCCGAGCCGUACCCAGCCCUUGUCAAGGUCCUCGAGGUGGACGACAUUUUCCUGUCGCUCAAGGCUGCGCAGUUUCUCACACUAUGCCUGUGUACCCAGGCCGACCGAGUCUCUUCGUACGGCGCUCCGCCGGCGGACGUCGUGGACAAACUGCUCCAGCACAUCAAGCAUAAGCUCGCUGAGGCAGCAUCAGAGGCACAAGAUGGGGCGGAGGGUAAUGUCGCGCCCGUCCUGCUCUGCAUCGUCGAUGAGUUACUGCGCUCUGCGUACUUCCGCCGACUCAUUUGGACGAGGGAUACAGCAGCCCAGAAUGAACACGCCCUGCUUCCCAAAGUAAUUGAUGUGCUGCGCAUGUCCAUGACGUCAAACACACCCUCUUCAAAAGCAACGGGCAAUACGGGCGUGCCGCAGCUGCACUACUUGGCCCUCUUCGGUUUGUGGGAGUUGACGUUUUAUCCCACGGCCGCCAAGGAGCUCGACCUACGCUUCGCUGUGGCACCUGUGCUUGUGCAUGUGGCGCGCAAAGCUUUGAAGCACAAGGUUGUUCGUCUUACCGUGUCGAUCUGGCGCAAUAUGCUCGCAGCUGCCGAGGACGCGAAUGCGACCCGCCUGUUGGGCGCACAGGUCUUGCCCCUAUGUGAAACGCUGGAAGAGCGGCGGUACCCGGACGCAGAACUGCAAGACGAUCUGGCCUACGUGAAGAGUAUCUUGUCGAUGCGUCUCGAACAGAUGAGCUCGUACGAGCAGUACAAGUCGGAACUGUACAGUGGCCAACUGAGCUUUGAUAAUCCGGCGCAUAUGCUGGAAGACUUUUGGAAAGAAAAUGCCGAGAAACUCACGGAACAUAACAAUGCGGACCUCGUGCAGCUUGUGUCAUUGCUCCAGAGGAAAGAUGCCGAUGCCUCAACAUUGGCCGUGGCCUGCUCUGAUAUGGGCAAGUUUGUGCACCAUAUGGAAGGUGGGCGUCGUCGGGCCGAUGCUCUUGGUGCCAAGACUGCGAUCAUGCAGCUCGUCGAGCAUGCCGACGAUAACGUCAAAUACUACGCGCUCCAAGCACUCGCCGUGCUCGUAUCCACUAGUUGGCGAUAG
Molecule: messenger RNA, 1446 nt
Organism: Malassezia restricta
Lineage: Eukaryota; Fungi; Basidiomycota; Malasseziomycetes; Malasseziales; Malasseziaceae
Product: V-type H+-transporting ATPase subunit H
Exons: 1
Coding region: 1-1446 (481 amino acids)
Biological process (GO): proton transmembrane transport
Cellular component (GO): fungal-type vacuole membrane; vacuolar proton-transporting V-type ATPase, V1 domain
Molecular function (GO): proton-transporting ATPase activity, rotational mechanism
Source: RefSeq, a predicted model, not a curated record